GAUUUGGAAAAACCCGGCAUUGACUCGGAGCCGGCUCAUGUUCUGCUGCGCUAUGAGGAUGGCUAUCAAUACGAGAAAACCUUUGGGCCGUUGGUUCGUCUCGAAGCUGACUAUGACAAGAAGCUGAAGGAGUCUGCGACACAGGAGAAUAUCGAGGUGCGCUGGGAUGUGGGCUUGAACAAGAAGACCAUCGCUUAUUUUACGCUUGCCAAAACCGAUUCGGAUAUGAAGCUUAUGCAUGGCGAUGAGCUGCGUCUACGCUACGUGGGAGAGCUAUAUAAUCCGUGGAGCGAGAUUGGUCAUGUCAUUAAGGUGCCCGAUAACUUUGGCGACGAUGUUGGCUUGGAACUUAAGUGCUCGUCGAAUGCCCCGGUCAAGUGCACCAGUAACUUUAGCGUGGACUUCAUCUGGAAGUGUACCUCAUUCGAUCGCAUGACUCGGGCUCUUCGAAACUUUGCGGUGGAUCGUAAUUCGGUAUCGAAUUAUAUAUACUCUCGCCUGCUGGGCCAUGGACGCGCCGAUGGCACUGAUGAGGUGCUAUUUCGUGGGCCACAGCCCAAGCUGUAUAGUGCUCCCCACUUGCCGGACCUCAAUCGUUCACAGGUGUAUGCCGUGAAGCACGCCUUGCAACGCCCACUCAGUCUUAUCCAAGGACCGCCAGGUACGGGCAAAACUGUCACUUCGGCCACAAUCGUCUAUCAGCUGGUGAAGCAACACGGCGGCACGGUUCUGGUUUGCGCGCCUAGCAACACUGCUGUGGACCAGUUGACCGAAAAGAUCCAUCGUACCAAUCUGAAGGUGGUGCGCGUCUGUGCCAAGAGCCGUGAGGCGAUCGACAGUCCGGUGAGCUUUUUAGCCCUUCACAAUCAAAUCCGGAACAUGGAAACCAAUUCGGAACUGAAGAAGCUUCAACAGCUCAAAGACGAAACUGGCGAGCUGAGCUCAGCGGAUGAGAAACGCUAUCGCAGCCUGAAACGUGGCGCCGAGAACCAACUACUCGAGGCGGCCGAUGUCAUCUGUUGCACCUGCGUGGGUGCCGGAGAUACGCGCCUGUCGCGCAUUAAAUUCACAUCGAUACUGAUUGACGAAUCGAUGCAGUCGACGGAGCCGGAGUGCAUGGUGCCCGUUGUGCUGGGCGCAAAGCAAUUGAUUCUAGUCGGCGAUCACUGCCAGCUGGGUCCGGUGGUCAUGUGCAAGAAGGCGGCACGCGCCGGUCUCUCCCAGAGUCUGUUCGAGCGCCUGGUGGUGCUGGGAAUACGCCCGUUCCGCUUGGAGGUACAAUAUCGCAUGCAUCCGGAGCUGUCACAGUUUCCGUCCAACUUCUUCUAUGAGGGUUCGCUGCAGAACGGUGUCUGUGCGGAGGAUCGCCGCCUCAAACUGGACUUCCCAUGGCCGCAACCGGAGCGUCCGAUGUUCUUUUUAGUUACGCAGGGCCAGGAGGAAAUCGCUGGCUCGGGCACAUCUUUUCUCAAUCGCACCGAAGCGGCCAACGUGGAGAAAAUCACAACACGCUUCCUCAAGGCGGGCGUCAAGCCCGAGCAAAUCGGAAUCAUUACGCCCUAUGAGGGACAGCGAGCCUAUUUGGUCCAGUAUAUGCAGUACCAGGGCAGCUUGCAUUCGCGCCUCUACCAGGAGAUUGAGAUAGCCAGCGUGGAUGCGUUCCAGGGUCGCGAGAAGGACAUCAUCAUCAUGUCCUGCGUGCGCUCGAAUGAACGCCAGGGCAUUGGCUUCCUCAACGAUCCACGUCGCCUCAAUGUGGCCUUAACUCGUGCCAAGUACGGCAUCAUCAUCGUGGGCAAUCCCAAGGUGUUGGCCAAGCAGCAGCUUUGGAAUCAUUUGCUCAACUUCUACAAGGAUCGCAAGGUGCUAGUUGAGGGCUCAUUGAACAAUCUGAAGGAGUCGCUCAUCCACUUCCAGAAGCCCAAGAAGCUGGUGAACAACAUGAACAUCGGCGCCCAUUUCAUGUCCACCAUGAUGGCCGAUGCCAAGGAGGUGCUGGUGCCCGGCUCCAUAUAUGAGCGCACCAGCGGCUACGGUCGCCAGAUGGCAGGCAACUCCAAUCAGAAUCUGAAUGGCGGAAAUUAUGCUGCCAAUUCCUAUGGGUCUCUUGGCGGCGGAGUUGGCGCCGCUGGUGCUGCCGGUGGCAACAUGUCAAAUGCGGUCUAUGGCGCCGGCAACGGGUCCGCUGGCGGCAACAAUAACUAUGGCACCGCUGGUGGCGUCGGCAUCGGUGGCGCAUCUGGAAACGCGUCCAAUUGGCCAACUGCCCACUUGCAUGACUCCAUUGGGUACAUAUCGAAUGAUCACGGGGUCGCUGCACUGGGCAACAUGCCUGUGCCGGUGGGCAUGUUCAUGAACAUGAGCAACCUGCCGCCGCGUUUCUACAAUCACCAUCAGCAGGCCAUAAUGGCGGCGAAGCAGAAUCGCGCCAUGCAGAGCCAGUCCGGGUUUGCAGCUCCGAUUGUCACUGGCAAGAAGAACAGCAAAUUGUCUAAAGGACCGCGCAACAGCAAUGCAAACUCGAUCCAGUCUGGAAUUGGAGCUGGUGCUGGUGGAGGCGGUGGAGCGGCUUUAAUGUCGUCCACAACCACUAUGCCAACAACAACCACAGAGAUCACAGCGGCCACAUCAUCGAUGGGAUCGACACCAUUCAGCCAACAGCCGUCGGCCAUGUCGCUGCAGAUGACACAGCCGAGCGGAUUCGCCUUGUCACAGCAGCCGGAGCUCUCGCAGGACUUUGGCCACAUUUCUCAAAUGGAUGGACUGCUCUCACAGGAUGUCUCCUUCAAUGUGUCGGGCGAACGCAGUUUGAAUCAAUUCUCGCAACCUUACUGAGAUGCUCGAGGAGGUGCGCACAAUUGCAAUAACCAAUUACAACAACAAAUACA
Molecule: messenger RNA, 2888 nt
Organism: Drosophila navojoa
Lineage: Eukaryota; Metazoa; Arthropoda; Insecta; Diptera; Drosophilidae
Gene: Upf1
Product: Upf1 RNA helicase
Biological process (GO): nuclear-transcribed mRNA catabolic process, nonsense-mediated decay
Cellular component (GO): cytoplasm
Molecular function (GO): hydrolase activity; ATP binding; DNA binding
Source: RefSeq, a predicted model, not a curated record